Lobosporangium transversale is the source of this 1800-nucleotide messenger RNA. RefSeq lists its product as hypothetical. The record is from RefSeq and is a predicted model, not a curated record. Lineage: Eukaryota; Fungi; Mortierellomycota; Mortierellomycetes; Mortierellales; Mortierellaceae. The transcript is spliced from 2 exons. The coding region runs from base 212 to 1438 and encodes 408 amino acids.
CCUCCUCUCUCUUUUUUCUUCCUUUCUUUCUCACCUUCUCACCUUCUCACCUUACCCUGUCCUUACUCCUUUCAUCUUUCCUUAUUACUUCUGUUGAUCCUCUUCUUCCCUUUACCACUUGUCUUCUAUACCAUUUAUAUAUAUAUAUAUACAGACACACACACCCACCUCAUUAGACACCCCUAGAUAUCCACGCACGCAAUUUUAAUACAUGAGUUACUACAACAAUCCCACUUCCCCGAGGCAAAACCAGACUGCCGCCUAUGUCCCGGCUUCUUCGUAUUCUCCCUCAGUCCCAUACUCUACGAAGCCAUCAUCUGGCAACACCUUUAUUACUACCACACCAACAUACAUUAGUUCGCCAUUUGACGAUGAUCCUGUUGUCCCCAAUAACAACAACAGCUAUGAAAAGACUACCCCUUACAACCCAGACUAUAUGCCAAACACUAGUCAAACCAACGAACAUGCUCUCUCUCCAUCCUUCACAGAGAAAAACCUAGCUGCAGGUGCAGGUGCAGGUGUAGGCCAGACCUAUGCGAUGCAUCAUUUGAAUACCCAACAGAACAACUCCUAUGACCCUUAUGGAAACAAUCUCAACAACCAGAGCUAUGCUAGCUACAAUAGCAACAACCGUGAAUCGUAUGGAUAUGACAACAACAAUAACUACUACAAUGGCUAUGAUGAAGAGCGUCCUUCACUUUCCAAUGACACUGCACCUAUGCGUCCCUAUGCAGACAUGGAAACGAGCGAGGGCUUGACUCGUCACAAGAGUGGUGUGACUCGAGUCAAGUACGGCAAAAAGGAAAAAUCAAAAUGUCUGCCUUGUUUCCCCUGUAUCCGCUCUACCUGUGGACGCAUCACUUGUUGUUUCUGUAUAAUUCUGUUGCUGCUCAUCAUUGCCUUAGUUGUCGUGGUCUUCACUCUCUUCAAAGUGCCUACCGUCAACUAUAAGGGUAUGCAAGCUGAACCACAGUUCCUCUUCAACCAGGGUGGCACCACCUUGCAAGUUCAAUUUGCUGCUGACAUUGAGGUCACCAACCCUAACCCACUUGGAUUCAAGUUUGAGUCGAUUGUUGCUACUGCUUAUUAUCCCAAGUAUGAACCAUCAAUUGGAGGAGGCAACCUGACUAAUGUUGAAUUUCCAAGCAAGACCACUAAGACCAUUACCUUCCCUAUCUCGGCCGCUUAUUCAGGUUCACAGGACCCUGGCUUCACUGUCGUUAAGGACAUUCUCACCAGAUGUGGCAAACUUGGUGGUGACGCCACAGAUCUGACCAUCAACUAUGAUCUCAAGUUGACUGUCAAACUUCUCUUUUUCAACAUCAGUCCUACCAUCAAGGAUCAACACGUCAACUUUGCGUGCCCUGCAGACAUUGACUCCAUUGCAAAUGGCGUCCCCGGUGGUAUUGGCGCCAUCAUCGGUGGCAAGGCUACUUAAAUUAUAUUUAGAUAUCUCUCUAUUCACAAUGUGUAGUUUAGCAGACCUUCUUUUUUGUCUGAGGGUUUUUUCCCUUCGAUGUACCAUAAGUAACAUAAGAUCCCUCCUCAUGAAGCAAAGCAAAAACCCACCUCGUAUUACAAAUCCAUCAUUCAUACAUCACUUGAUUAUCUGAAUUCUCAAUCAUUAAACGAUAUAAAUAUUUCCGCUCCUCAUCAAGCAAUAUACAUUACUAUUUCUUUCACUAUCAGGAUUAUGUAGAUAGUUAUUACUGAACAUUACCACAGAAAAGCAUAAAAGAUCGACCUGUUAUCGUACAUGACCUUUUAUGCUUGCAAAUUAAAGGAAUGCAAAUAAAAGGG